AUGGCAGCAGGGGCCCGGAUCCUGACUCUCCUGGCCCUCCUCGCCCCAGCAGCUGCAGACUUCAACAUCUCAGACCUUUCUGGUGUGCUGUCCCCUGUGCUAACAGAGAGCCUGCUGGUGGCCUUGCCCCCCUGUCACCUCACGGGGGGCAAUGCCACGCUGAUGGUCCGCCGAGCCAAUGACAGCAAAGUGGUGAAGUCCAGCUUUGUGGUGCCGCCGUGCCGCGGCCGCAGGGAGCUGGUGAGCGUGGUGGACAGUGGGGCCGGCUUCACAGUCACCCGGCUCAGUGCCUACCAGGUGACGAGCCUCGUGCCAGGAACCAAAUACUACAUCUCCUACCUAGUGAGGAAGGGGGCAGCCACGGAAUCCAGCAGAGAGACCCCAAUGACCACGCUUCCUCGAAGGAAGAUGGAGUCCAUUGGGUUGGGGAUGGCCCGGACAGGGGGCAUGGUGGUCAUCACAGUGCUGCUCUCCGUCGCCAUGUUCCUGCUGGUUGUGGGCUUCAUCAUCGCCCUGGCCCUGGGUGCCCAGAAGUGA
This is a messenger RNA of Echinops telfairi (small Madagascar hedgehog), 537 nucleotides long. RefSeq names its product uroplakin 2 (gene UPK2). Gene Ontology annotation, cellular component: apical plasma membrane. Bases 1 to 537 code for a protein of 178 amino acids. The transcript has 5 exons. Gene Ontology annotation, biological process: epithelial cell differentiation. NCBI's taxonomy places the organism in Eukaryota, Metazoa, Chordata, Mammalia, Afrosoricida, Tenrecidae. The record is from RefSeq and is a predicted model, not a curated record.